Molecule: messenger RNA, 2763 nt
Organism: Aphis gossypii (cotton aphid)
Lineage: Eukaryota; Metazoa; Arthropoda; Insecta; Hemiptera; Aphididae
Product: prestin-like
Exons: 5
Coding region: 383-2299 (638 amino acids)
Biological process (GO): transmembrane transport
Cellular component (GO): membrane
Molecular function (GO): oxalate transmembrane transporter activity; bicarbonate transmembrane transporter activity; chloride transmembrane transporter activity
Source: RefSeq, a predicted model, not a curated record
UUUGUCAUAUAUAUAUAUAUUUGCAUUUAAUUAUUUCAUUAAUUAACUUGUAUUAUUUAUCACAGUUAUGACUUUGAAAUUCUAACCAAAUAUUAGUGAACUUAUGAAUGUGAACUGUCCGGGGAGGGAAAGGUUGGAAUUGGAGAGAAAAUAAAAAAAUACAAAUACAAACAAGAAUAUCAACUUAUCUAACCGUUCUUCGAAACUGGACGUGUCUAUUACAAUUUACAAUAUUGAGUUAUCGGUUUGUCAGCUCCAACCCAUCCGUUGAAAAUAUGAUUUAUUCAUAAAAUACUGUUAUUUGCCAUCGAUCAGUGAUUCAUAAAUAAAUAAUUAAUGGAUCUUGAAACUUUCACCUACCUAUAAUAGCACAAAGGCUGGUAUGACGGACAUUCAAGCAGAAAUCAACACUCAGCGGUCAGUGUACCAAAUGGACAGGCUGCCCAUAAAUGGCACGAAUAACACGAGCGUUGCUGUACGAAUGUCGGGCUCAAAAAAACUGCACAAGAAAAAACUGAAGUGCUCCGACUACGUGCGGAAGACCAUACCGUCCAUCGACUGGCUGUUCCUCAACUACCGGUGGUCCGAGGACUUGAUGGAAGACACGAUGGCCGGUGUGGCAGUGGCCGUUUUGAACAUACCACAGGGAUUGGGCUAUUCGAUCCUCGGCAACGUCGAACCCACCGUCGGGCUGUACAUGGCCGUGUUCCCCGUGCUGGUGUACGCUCUGUUUGGCACGUCCCGUCACAUGACGAUGGGAGUGCUGUCCGUUGUAUGCCUGAUGACCGGUAAAGUGGUGACUACGUACACGACCGAAGGCGCCAAGAACGACCCCACACUCGGUGGUUACACGGCCAUCCAAGUGGCGACCGCCGUCACUUUGGUGGCUGGGCUCGUUCAGCUGCUCAUGUACGUCUUCCGACUCGGGUUGUUGAGCACCGUGCUGUCGGGGACACUAAUCAGUGGCUUCUCCGCGUCCGUAGCCGUCGUAAUUCUCACUUCUCAGCUGAAGGAGUUGCUGGGCGUGAACGUGGCUCGACGGUACGGCAUGAUGCAGGUGCCGUACACGUUCUACGACUUCUUCGACCGUUUCCACACCAUUAACUGGGCGACCACCACGGUGUCCGUAAUCACUGUCACUAUCCUGUUGGUGUACGGCAAGUACCUGAAGGAGAGGAUCAACAGCAGGUUGUGCAUGCCACUGCCGAUCGAACUGAUCGUCACGGUCUUCGCUACCGUUCUGUUCCAAGUGACCACGAUCGCUCAGGACUAUAACAUGGAUCAGAUGGGCGAAAUCAAACCAGGCCUGCCGCCGUUCGAAGUGCCACCCGUCCAACUGUUCUCGGCCGUGUUCGUGGACGCUUGUGUCAUCGCGGUGGUCUCGUACUCGCUCACCAUGUCGCUGGCAUUGCUCGUUUCGGAGAAACUCAAGUACCCGUUGGACGCCAACCAAGAGAUGCUGGCCCAGGGCCUGUGCAACGUGGUCAGUUCGUUCUUCUCGUGCCUGCCCUGCGGAGCGUCACCGUCGCGCAGCGCCGCACAAAAGACGAUCGGCGGCAAGACCCAGAUGUCCAGCAUCGUGUCCGCGGCCAUCAUAGUGGUCGUACUGCUUUGGAUCGGCGUCGUUUUCGAACCGCUUCCUAGGUGCGUGCUGUCCAGCAUCAUAGCGGUGACACUCGAAAGUAUCCUACUCAAGGCGUUGGACUUUCCGGAAAUAUGGCGCAAGUCCAAGACUGACGGAAUCGUGUGGAUGGUCACGUACAUGACUGUCGUACUGUUGGACGCCGUUUUCGGGAUGGUGGUCGGCGUGGCCAUGUCACUGUUGUUCGUGUUCGUCAAAGGCGUGCUGACCGACGUGUACGUGCUCGGUCGGUUGCCGAACACCGACCUAUACGUGCGGCUAGACCUGUACACCGUCGCCGUCGAAAUACCCUACGUCAAGAUCGUCCGGUACGCCGGAAGUGUGAACGUGAUAAACAGGUAUACGUUCAAGAGGAAACUGAUUGAGGCGACAAGGGACGAAGACGGAUCCAUGACCGACAGACCUCGGAGCGUAGUCCUCGACAUGGCAGCCCUCCAGUACGUCGACGAGGCCGGCGUGAAAGUUCUAUCCGAAUCGAUCGAAUCGCUCAUGUCCGACGGGUAUGACGUGUAUCUGGCCGCCGUGCCGGACAGCUCGUUGGAGUACAUCCGUUGUAAUAACGACGUGAAAUCGGUGCGAUUCUUCCCGACCGUGCACGACGCAGUCGUCUAUCACCAGUGCAGAAUCGAAAACAUCCAAAAUUCGAUACAUAUAUGACCUCCACACUGUUAUAGUAACCCUAAAUCAAUUAUAAAUUUGAUGUAAAUAUUGUUAUUUUUAAUAAAAAAUCUUCGUUUGAUUUCUGUACGUAAAGAACGGCGUCCUACUGAAGGAUACAAUCGCCGUCAACUUAACUUAACUUAACUCAACUUAACAUCGAUAAAAACUCGAAUAUUUUUGUUAAAUUUAUACUGAAAUAACUAAUCGUGCUAGCUAUUCGGUUUCUUUAUAAUUAUCUUGUAUUUAUAAUAAGUAAUUACGUAAAUAUGGAUGCGUAACUUUUAAUUUUAUCCAUCUCUUUCUUGUAUUUACUUGUCGUAGACCGUAUAAUACUGUAGUAAGUACUAUCUUCGUUCCGCGUGUGUGGUGUAUUGUUAUGUCAAAACAUUUUUUUCGUAAAUAAUAUAAGUAAAUUGUGUAAAAUUUUUUCAAAGUCUAAAUGCAUUACUUACGCCUACCGA